This is a messenger RNA of Epinephelus fuscoguttatus (brown-marbled grouper), 1992 nucleotides long. RefSeq names its product gastrula zinc finger protein XlCGF57.1-like. Gene Ontology annotation, molecular function: RNA polymerase II cis-regulatory region sequence-specific DNA binding; DNA-binding transcription activator activity, RNA polymerase II-specific. The transcript has 2 exons. Gene Ontology annotation, cellular component: nucleus. Bases 119 to 1861 code for a protein of 580 amino acids. NCBI's taxonomy places the organism in Eukaryota, Metazoa, Chordata, Actinopteri, Perciformes, Serranidae. Gene Ontology annotation, biological process: regulation of transcription by RNA polymerase II. The record is from RefSeq and is a predicted model, not a curated record.
AAGAAGUAAACAAGAAAAAGGCGCCAGUCGCGUUUCCCAAAUGACUGAGUUCACUUCGGGAGGUUAAUCUGUGAAUUAAACAUCGAGCCACAUUUACUGUAGCCUACAUUAGACAACAAUGUGUUCAGUUGAGUCUUUGAGAGAGUUUGUCAACGAGCGACUAACUGCUGCUGCUGAAGAAAUAUUGGGAGCUUUUAAAAGAAGCAUCGUCGAGUACGAGGAAGAGAUCGAUCGUCAGCGCAGACUGUUGGAUAUGGUUUUGAAGCCUGAAAUCAAGUUACACAGGACAGAGCUCCCACAGCAACAUGUGUGUAAGGAGGAGGAGGUUGUCCCUGAGCAGCAGCUGUGUAUUGAGGAGAGGAAGUCCAGUGUGGAGCAAGAGGAGCCAGAGCCUCCACAGAUUAAAGAGGAAGAGGAGGAAGUGUGCAGCAGUCAGGAGGGAGAGCAGCUUGUAGUGAAGCAGGAGACUGAUGGCUUCAUGUUGACUCCUGCUGAUGAGGAAAGUGAGCAGAGUGAAGAUCAGACUCUGGACUUCAUUCAUGAUGACACUCAAAGUGCAGCAGAGGAAGAGUCUGUUGUCAUUAUACCAGUUAUAAGCUCUGUGAUACCAACCAGUGAGCAGCAGCUGCUCUGUCACAACUCUCAUGUAGCUGAGAGCCAAGAUGAGGAAGAAUACCAGCAUGGAGACUCAGGAUCAACUAGAAACACAGAGCUUCAAGCAGAGAAAAGACAUCAUGAAAGUGAAAUGAACAGUAACAGUCCACACACCUCUGCUGUGAUAAACUUAAAUACAGGUAAAAAGCCUUUAAAAUGUGACAUAUGUGGGAAAGGUUUUGAGCGCAAGUCAAAAUUGCAGAGACACCUGAACAGCCACACAGGUGAGAAGCCAUUUUCUUGCAAAACAUGCGGUAAAAGACUCAGUAAUAAGUCAGGAUUGGAAAGGCACAUGACAAUCCACACAGGUGAGAAGCCGUUUUCUUGCAAAACAUGUGAGAAAAGAUUCAGUGACACAUCAGCAUUGAACACUCAUAUAAGAACCCACACAGGUGAGAAGCCGUAUCUUUGCAAGACCUGCGGGACAAGAUUCAGUCAGAAGUCAGGAUUGGAAAGGCACAUGACAAUCCACACAGGUGAGAAGCCGUAUACUUGUAAUGUAUGUGGGAGAGCUUUCGGACGUAAUGAUGUCUUGUUAGCCCACAUGAGGACUCAUUCAAGUGAGAAGCCUUAUACUUGUAAAGUAUGUGGGAGAGCUUUCAGACGUGAUGCAUCAGUACUGAAAAGGCAUUGUGGAAUCCACACAGGUGAGAAGCCACAUACUUGUAAAGUAUGUGGGAAAGGUUUCGGAUUAAAUAGUGACUUGAAAGUCCACAUGAGAAUCCACACAGAUGAGAGGCCGUGCCUUUGCAAGACCUGCGGGAAAAGAUUCAGGAAUGUAUCCGCAUUGACAAAGCAUAUGAGAACCCACACAAGUGAGAGGCCCUACCUUUGCAAGACCUGCGGGAAAAGAUUCAGAGAGAAGUCAGUUUUGAAAAGGCAUUGUGGAAUCCACACAGGUGAGAAGCCACAUACGUGUAACGUAUGUGGGAGAGCUUUCAGAUGUAAUAGUGUCUUGUUAGUCCACAUGAGGACUCAUUCAGGUGAGAAGCCAUAUACUUGCAAAACAUGUGGGAAACACUUCAGAUCUAGGAGUAACUUGACAGUCCACAUGAGAAUGCACACAGGUGUAAAGGUGCAUGACUUGAGCACAGAGGUUCCAGUUGAAGUCACACAUAUACAGGAGAGAGACUGUUUACAUGCAAAACAUGUGGCAGAGCUUUCAGAGGCCUGUUCCAUAAAGCAUGCUAAGAAAAGUGGGGAGUGAAGUCCAAAUCCUGAAUUUUAAUUGAAAUUGCAGGUCUGGAAAAGUUAAACUAGUGAGAUAAAGAACAAAAGGAGGAGACUGCUUUAAAGUCUGAAUGAAUUUUAUACUUGCAAGAGUCAUGGAAAACCUGG